Molecule: messenger RNA, 1523 nt
Organism: Amphibalanus amphitrite
Lineage: Eukaryota; Metazoa; Arthropoda; Thecostraca; Balanomorpha; Balanidae
Product: propionyl-CoA carboxylase alpha chain, mitochondrial-like
Exons: 6
Cellular component (GO): mitochondrion
Molecular function (GO): propionyl-CoA carboxylase activity
Source: RefSeq, a predicted model, not a curated record
GAGGACAUUCCGAUCGCGGCUGGGCGAUCGAGUCACGCGUUUACGCCGAGGAUCCGUUCAAGAACUUUGGCCUGCCGUCGGUCGGCCGGCUGUCCAAAUACAUUGAGCCCAACCACCUUCCCGGGGUGCGGUGCGACUCGGGCGUGGCCGAGGGUUCGGACAUCAGCAUCUACUACGACCCGAUGAUCUGCAAACUGGUAGCGUACGGCAACAGUCGUCAGGAGGCGAUCGCGCGUAGCCUGGACGCGCUCGACUCGUAUGUCAUCCAUGGGGUGACGCACAACAUCCCGCUACUGAGGGACAUCCUGACCGAGCCGCGCUUCGUCAGCGGCGACAUCACCACCAACUACCUGCCAGAGGUGUACCCGGACGGGUUCCAGGGCCACCGUUUGGAGGGCGAGUCUCUACUGCGGCUGGCCGCCCUCUCGGCCGUCAUCCACGUGAAGCACACACAGCGCUCCAGUCUGGUCAGCGGUCACCACGCGCUGCAGCCGGUGGCCACUAAAUGGGACCUGGUGGUCCUCUGCGGCCCGGCCGGUGACGUGCCGCUCACAGUCGAAGCCGUCCAGGACGGGUACCAGGUGACGGUGGAGGGCCGCUCGCUGCUCGUGGCCGACACGUUCAACCUGGCGCAGCCGGUCAUCUCGACGGCCGUGGAUGGAGAGAGGAGAUGGUACAGCUGCUGCGGCGCGGCGUCAGGGGAGACGCCACAGUCAGGUUCCGUGGCACAGCGUUCGACGUUCAGGUGUACUCGGACACAGCUUACAAAUACUUCAAACUCAUGCCAAAGAGAGAAAAGGCGGACGCCAGCCGGCAGGUGGCCUCGCCGAUGCCCGGUCUGGUGAAGUCGGUGGCUGUCGGCGUGGGCGACCUCGUCUCGGACGGCCAGGAGGUGUGCGUCAUCGAGGCCAUGAAGAUGCAGAACUCCCUGGUGGCCGCCAUAGCCGGCAAGGUCAAGGCCGUGCACGUCAAGGAGGGCGAUACUGUAGACGAGCAGGUGCUGGUCGAGCUCGAGUAGUGACGUCGCCGGCCGCUGACUGGUCGGUGGUUGAUGGUUAUUAUCGGUGGUCGAUGGUUGAUGGUGCUCAGCAGUGUUGUGAGGUGUGACCGGGAGGGCGGUUUUGUACCAGGCACACGCGAGUCCGUGAAUCUGUAGAGCCGGUAUAUUUUUCGAUAGGUGUGUAAUGGUAGAUGUGAUAAAAGUCGCCGUGAAGCCCUAUCCCGUACCAGUGAUAAUGGACUCUGAGAAUUUUUGCCGGGUAGUCGUCGGGAGCGGGUAAACGAUGGACAGGUAAUGGUGUGCCAGUGAGACAUUUUUGUUACGUUUUGCAACAUGUUUCGAGUCAUUGGGAUCUGCACGUAUGAUGUUGAGUGUCAACAAAAGACUGUGUUUCUAUUGCGGAUUUAGUGUAUUUGUGUGGUGUCACGGGCGACGAAGUCUUCGCGACUUGACGGUGCAAUAUUAGAUAUUCCUCAGCUGCCUGACGCUGCGUGUCUCGUACAAUAAACUGUAACCUGCGUCA